Messenger RNA from [Torrubiella] hemipterigena, 1089 nucleotides. Lineage: Eukaryota; Fungi; Ascomycota; Sordariomycetes; Hypocreales; Clavicipitaceae. The record is from the annotation of a GenBank genome assembly.
AUGGACAGUCCGUACGAAAAGGAGUUACGGCUCGCAUUUGGAGCUAUCCAGAAUGCAGCCUUUAUCAGCCAGUCGAUGGUGUCGUCCAAAGACAAGGGCGACGUGGAAAAAGCUGACCUUAGCCCCGUCACAGUCGCCGAUUUCGCUGUCCAAGCUCUGCUCGUUGCUAGCUUAAAGGGCGCCUUUCCGAAUGACAGUUUUGUCGGAGAGGAAGAUGCUUCAUAUAUGCGCUCUAAUCCGGCUCUACUCGAUAGAGUUUGGGCUUUGGUGUCUGGGGUGUCGGCGGAAGCUCUCGCCGCGACGGGCGGCAGAGUCCCCGCAUCAAAAGAAGAGCUCUGCGAUCUCGUGGACCAAUGCGGCUCAAGUACGCCGGGAGGUGCUGGGUCUGGUAGGACUUGGGUCUUUGAUCCUAUCGAUGGCACGAAAACCUACAUGAUGGGCCAAGUGUAUGCCAUUAACGCCGCGUUGCUUGUUGACGGCCAACAGACGGUUGGCGUCGUCGGAUGUCCCAACACAUCAAUGGACGCGAAAGCGCCCAUGAACAACCCCGAUAUUGACCCAUCCAGCGGUGGCUGCAUUCUAUUUGCUGUGCGCGGCCACGGUGCAUACGUCCGCCCUCUGGCUGGUGAUGCUUCAUCCGUACCGAUCCGCAAGCUCGCUACCUCGACGGCUGAAGGCUUGAGCAGUCUUCGUUUUGUCACGGCAAACUCCAUUGUCGACUCCGCUCUCGAUGGUGUCCAUGAAGUUGUUGCUGAGCGCAUGGGUGUACCAUAUCCCGGCUGUGAUUUGCUACCGUGGGUUCUUCGUUGGGCUAUGCUUGCGCUCGGCCUCGGAAACGUCACAGUCUGGGUAUACAAGAAGAAGACGCGCGUGGGUAAAGUGUGGGAUCAUGCUGGAGCUAUGCUUCUAUUCGAAGAGGCCGGUGGUAAAAUCACAGACGUACUUGGUCGUGAUAUCGACCUCACCAAGGGCAGAAAAAUGGUGGAAAACUUUGGCUUUGUCGCGGCACCCAAGGACAUGCAUGCAAAGGUGCUGCAGAUUGUUCACGAUGUUUUGAAGGAACAGGGUCACGGCGAUUUGCUUCAAUAA